AUGUGCCAGGAUAAACGAACCAACACUUCCAUUGGAAGGUUUGCAGUUGAUCUGCACACGUUCCCACGUGAUCAGACGAUACAAAAAUGGUAUAAUUUGGAGGAAUCAUCAAGCGCGUUACUUUUACUGAUCACCGUCUCCGGCAGCCAUUCAAAGGAUACUGUUGUCGAUUUAUCGGAGUUCAACCAUAACGAUGUGCGAAAUUCCAUCGUCGAAAAAUAUGAUCUCCUGCAUACUUUCGACGACAUAAAGGACGUUGGAGAGCUCACCGUUAAAGUGUUCCGAGCCGAAGAUCUCAUAGCGAAGGACCUCGGUGGUAAGAGUGAUCCGUUCGCUGUUCUCGAGCUGGUGAACACACGAUUACAGACGCAUACCGAGUACAAGACAUUGAAUCCCCAAUGGAAUAAACUUUUUACAUUCGGUGUAAAAGAUAUCCAUACAUGUUUGGAGGUUACUGUCUACGAUGAGGACCCCAACAAUAAGUUUGAGUUCCUUGGCAAAGUCUCCAUCCCCCUAAUGUCG
This is a messenger RNA of Cooperia oncophora, 522 nucleotides long. The record is from the annotation of a GenBank genome assembly. NCBI's taxonomy places the organism in Eukaryota, Metazoa, Nematoda, Chromadorea, Rhabditida, Trichostrongylidae.